Molecule: messenger RNA, 5458 nt
Organism: Xyrauchen texanus (razorback sucker)
Lineage: Eukaryota; Metazoa; Chordata; Actinopteri; Cypriniformes; Catostomidae
Product: dystroglycan 1-like
Exons: 3
Coding region: 829-3432 (867 amino acids)
Biological process (GO): morphogenesis of an epithelium; muscle attachment; axon guidance
Cellular component (GO): sarcolemma; basement membrane; dystrophin-associated glycoprotein complex
Molecular function (GO): calcium ion binding; laminin binding
Source: RefSeq, a predicted model, not a curated record
GUGUGUGUGUGUGUGUGCCAUUUAAUAGGGAUUCUUAAAUAUUCACAUAUUUUACAUUUAUGGUGACAGUGAGGUGGAUGCGUUUAGGGGUGGAGUGCCUCCUCCUCCAGCUGAAGAGGCAGAAAUUCUUCAAAGCUCUCACACUGACUUGAGUUUCACAGCAAGUGCACACUCUGAAAAAAAGACGCAGCAGAGCACUCGUUUCGUCAACAACCACUUCAUCCGGGAGAAAGGACGAAACACUCGCUCCGCCACGUGACCUCCCUUGAAUUUCAUGAUAAGUUUAAUUUGAUCCUUUUUGUUAAUUUGAUUUUCUUCGUCGUAAAGCAGGACUUGUAAUCAAGUGUCGCGCAGUCGUCCGGUGGAUUUGCCAGGAAUAAUUCAUCCUCGUUUCCUGAUUCUUUCUAGUUUUUCAUCUGAAGUCUGAAUCCGAGCGAGACUAUAUAUAGUCCAAGGAAGACAUCGCAUUGACCUCCAGCAAGAAACCAGCAACUCUUGUUCACCGACGACGAGAAGGACCUUUGGUUUAAACCACAGCCCGUUUUAUUCGCUCAUCAAAUAAACAUCGAAAGGGAUAUUUUUUUUUUCGGAAUCGAGUCUGUUCAUCUUCACCUAUUUAAAAAGGUUUCCGAGGCAGUCCCUUAACUAUGGAAUUUCAGAACUACUGAGGGCACUUUCACAAAAGGAGGGAAGAGGGGCCAGCAUUGCGAACAAAAGGAAAGGAUUGAGCUUUUCAAAAGAGGAUCAGUUCUUUUGGACUCAGUGGGGUGCAUGCUGCCCCCUCAACUGGACGUUCUCUUGUGCGAGUGAUUGAAAAUAAAAGCAGGCAUGCGCAAUAAACUGAGAGAGUUCCGGGACGUGGGAUGCCCCAUGCUGGGGCACAGGACUCUUGUGGUGCUGCUGGCCAUAAUUGUGCUGUUGGUACCGGAAAUGCAGGCAUCCUGGAACCAGAAUCCAAUGGAUGUUCCAGGGGACGUAGGACAACUUGAGGCAUCUAUGCAGUCGGCGGUUCUGUCAGACCUCCUUGAGUCUGAAGCAGCGGCUGCAGCAAUGUCACAGCACAAUGGCUUGCCGGAUUCCUCGGCAGUGGUUGGCAGGGUGUUCCAAACGCGGGUGCCCACCAAAGCCAAGGACUCCAAGAGCAUAGUAAAGAUCACAGAAGCAAGCAAAGAUGCUCUCCCAGCAUGGUUGCAUUGGGAUCCGGAGAGCGGCACACUUCAAGGCCUUCCUUUAGAGACCGAUAAGGGUGUUCACUACAUAUCCGUUUCUGUUUCCAAUGAGAGUCAAGUCUCACAAAGCCCAGAUGUGUUCUCCAUUGAGGUGCACCCAGAGGAGCAUGCUGAUAUGGACCCAUUUCAACUUGCAGUCCAAUCAGCCAGCAAUUAUGUCCAACCUUUUAUCUGUGGCAUUGAGGAUCCUGUAACAGUACUCACGGUUAUACUGGAUGCUGACCUCACAAAGAUGAGUUCCAAGCAGAGAGUGGAGCUACUUGUGAACAUGAAAAAGUUCUCUGGAAUGCGACUUCAGCACAUGAAGAUUUUGCCUGUGGUAAACAACCGUUUAUUCGACAUGUCUGCUUUCAUGGCAGGACCGGGCAAUGCCAAAAAAGUGGUUGAAAAUGGUGCCCUUUUGUCCUGGAAACUUGGCUGCAGUCUCGAUCAAAGCAGCAUUCCUGAUAUCAGUAGUGUUCAGGUCCCAGCAAAAGAGGGGACCAUGUCUGCACAGUUAGGAUAUCCAGUGGUUGGAUGGCACAUUGCUAACAAGAAGCCCCAUUUGCCCAAAAGGGUGCGAAGGCAGCUUAACAACACCCCCACACCCAUUCCUUCAUUACUCCCCCCAACAUCUUACCCUGAGCCCCCCAUCCGUAUUGUUCCCACACCAACCUCACCUUCUAUAGCUCCUACCUCAGAUAGUUCUGCCCCACCUGUUCGUGGUCCUGUGCCACUACCUGUGAAACCCACCAUUCGAACACAAAAUCCAAUUGCCUACACUCCAACCUUAGGCCCACCUCAGCCUACGAGAAUAAUGGAAACCACCAGCACUAUUGCCAUCCAGCCCACUAUUACCAGGCCCGUUUAUGUUGGGCCCUCUGUGACCCCAGCAACACCCACCACCAGAAAACCAACUAAGAGACCUGGAAAGAAACAAAAGACAACCCCUAUACCAAGAGAACCGAAGACCACUACAACCAAGCCACCAAGACGCACCACACCCUCAGUUGUCCUCCCCGAUGGCAAUAGUAAACCCCAGUUGCGUAACCCAGUUGAUCAGGUGAAUGCAUAUGUUGGGACAUACUUUGAGGUGAAGGUUCCAUCGGAUACGUUUUUUGACAAAGAGGAUGGCACUACAGAUAAGUUGAGGCUAACUCUUCGAAAGGGCAAUGAUGUUGUUGCGGAUGAUUCUUGGAUACAGUUCAAUAGUACAAGCCAGUUACUCUAUGGAUUACCAGACAAGGAACAUGAAGGAAAACAUGAGUAUUUCAUGCAGGCAACUGACAAAGGAGGUCUCUAUGCAAUUGAUGCAUUUGAGGUCCGUGUUAAUCGCUGGGGAAACAACGUUAAGGCACCAGUGCUUUUUACAGUCGUAUUUGAUGGGGAUGCACGUACAGUGACUAAUGACAUUCACAAGAAGAUCCUUCUUGUCAAGAAACUGGCCCAAUCAUUUGGUGAUCGUAACAGCAGCACUGUUACGCUUAAGAACAUCCUCAAGGGCUCCAUCAUAGUGGAAUGGACUAACAACAGCCUUCAGCAAAGCCCCUGUCCGAAAGAACAAAUACAGCAUUUAAGCAAAAGGAUCUCUGAUCAUGAGGGUAGACCCUCUUCACAGUUCAGAUAUGUCAUGGAACCAGACUUCAAGCCCUCAAAUGUCACAGUCAAAGGCACAGGAACAUGCCGUAACUACAUGUUUGUCCCGGUUGGUGAGAUUUCAGAUGCAACCGUUUCACCUGUUACUCCAGCCGUGGGUGCCGGAAGACAGAGCACAGAUGAUGUGUACCUUCACACAGUCAUACCUGCUGUGGUUGUGGCAGCUAUUUUGCUGAUAGCAGGAAUAAUUGCAAUGAUCUGCUACCGCAAAAAACGCAAGGGUAAGCUGACUAUCGAAGACCAGGCAACUUUCAUUAAGAAAGGAGUCCCCAUUAUUUUUGCGGAUGAGCUUGAUGACUCCAAGCCACCCCCUUCUUCCAGCAUGCCCCUUAUCCUUCAGGAGGAAAAACCUCCUCUUCCACCUCCAGAGUAUCCCAACAUGGCUAGUCCAGAGACAACACCUCUUAACCAGGAUCUUUUGGGAGAGUACACACCUCUACAUGACGAGGAUCCUAAUGCCCCUCCUUACCAUCCUCCACCACCCUUCACUGUCCCAAUGGAUGGUAAAGGAUCCCGCCCUAAGAACAUGACCCCCUACAGAUCCCCACCCCCUUAUGUGCCACCCUAAUGUUUGCAGAACCCUCCAGAGCAGGAGGAUCAGAAACUUUCAUAGUUCCGCACCAAUAUUGUCUCUUUGCAUUACUGGAUUUUUAGAAGUGGGACACUGCAGAAUGGGGUUUGGGGUUUGAAUGUGAUGGGAUGUUUUUGUUAAACAUGACACUUUAAUAAGUGAUUGGGGGGUUGGGGGUGGAAGUGGAUAGCCUGCAAUGGACAGAAAUAACAACCUCAGCCUCUGACUACUCUGGUUAUUGCUAAACUGCUGGGUAUGUACUGCUGGGCACAUUUGUGUCUAGAUGGGCUUUUCGACUAAUUGUUGUUUUAUUUAAUCUUUUUGUUGUUUUGUUUUUAUAUAUAUAUAUAUAUAUAUAUAUAUAUAUAUAUAUAUAUAAACAAUUUUUUUUUUUUUCAGACUCAAAAUCAAACUUGUUGCCUAACAGCACUCUUUCUAUCUUCUGAAUUCAUUAAUCUUGAAUAAUAUAAGUGGACAAUAAAGCUGACUGUGGGUGCAAAAGGUUUCAUAGAGAAAUUCAAUAACAGAGGUGGAAUAAAAGAAUGGCCUUGAGAGACUUGGGCAGCCAUGCAAAUAGUUUUGUGGGAUGUCGAUUCAUUAUGGUUUUGCCUUUUAACAUGAAAGUAAACUCUUUUUGUUUUUAUUCUUCUUCACAUGUCUAGUUAAAAUCAGUACAUAAAGAGGUAGCCAAAAUUAAAGAUUUGUUUAAUCCACUGUAUAUUUAAAAGUGUGUUAUGCUAGAUCAACUUCAUUAAUUUUUAUUAUAAAUAUAUAUUUUUUACUUUUAAGUAUUACACUGAAACAAACUCUAUUUUCCACCCCUCAAUCAUGAAAAUAAAAAUAUUUACUCUCCGCAAACAUAUAGAGUGUGUUCUGACUUGAGAUAUUCACUACAUUUACAUACACAUGACUUGAGAGCUCGCCAGCCACAUAAAACAUUUUUAGAAAGAGGUAAUCUCUUGAGGGUGUCAUCUAUGCAGAUUCUGCCUUUGACCUGACUGGCUGGAGUCUGAUAUUGAUCAUCAAACCUAAUCAUAUUUCCCAAAGGCUAAGAAAUCUUUCAAUUUAAUUAGAUUUACAAGUUGAUGGGGUCAUAGAAUCCUUAACAAUUCCUCAAGUCAGAACCACAUACUGUUUCACCAGUUUAAAAGUAUGCCACUGAUAGUCACAGACAAAUUGCUCAAUUUCAAAGACUUGAUUUGAGCAGAACAAGCUCGACUUUCAGGCAAUUUGUAGUAUGUUUUGAUUUCUUUAAUUUGUUAUUUUUUCAAUACACGUACAUCAGUGAUGAUUAUGGAGUACAUGCCUUGGAUCCACUCAAAAUAAUUAAAAAUAAACUGAAGAUUUUGAUAAUGGUGACCCAUUCUCUACACAAUGUUAUGUCAUAACUACAUAUUUGCAGUUGAAUACCAUAUUUUGCCUUGGUGGUAUUGCAGCAAGUGUCUUCUGUAUAUAUUAUUCUGCCUGUGGAAAUAUCUGUAUUUAUAGUCCAAAAGUGUGUAAAUCAGAUAUGGUGAGGAAAAAAAAAAUUCUUACCAUUUGUUUUAGAUGAGGGAGGAUUAUUUUUUAUAUAGUUAUGGUUAUUCAAAUAAAAAUAAAAAAUAAAAAAAAGAUUUGGGGAAAGAUCUGCUCGAGACAGUGGGUUAAAACUAAGAACUGGUUUCAUUUACAAAAUCUAGAAAUAAAAAAGAUUGAUGAAUCAUGAUCUAAUUUUUUACAAAGUUUUUGAUACAGCCUCAAAUUGUUUAAUUAAGAACAGUAAAUAUAUAGUGUACUGCAAUUUGUAAAACCUUGUUCUUGGUAAUCAAUUCAUUAUAAAGCUUUUCCUCAUGGAUCUUUUUUCUUAGAUGGGUUUCUUUAAGUUUGCUUUAAACUUAUUUUACAAAGGCGGCUAGUGCUGUCAGGAAAAAGUUGCUUCUUGUAAUAGUUUUUUUUCUGAUUUGUGUUUUAUGCUCAUCUGUUCUAUGUUUUGAGUUUUAAAUUCAGAAGUGACAUUUGCAAUAAUAAAGGUGUGGCGUAGUGA